AUGAAACAAGAACAAGCCAAAGUGAUGUUUUUCUUGUUAGCCCUAACCUCAACAUUGGUUUUCCGACAAUCGGAAGCGCAGCCGAACUCGAACCUGUGUUCGACGACAGCUAUAGAUAACGUGCCGGGGUGUUUCGAUGCGGUGAGAUUAGCAGCGGAUGCAGAUUUCCGAUGGCUGUCAAAAGAUUGUUGCAACGCAGUGGAAACACUUCCUGAUACUUGCUUCUUGGUUGUCGUUCCUGGCAAAGCUUACUAUACUAAUAUCUUCAGAAGCAUUUGUAUUAGCAAAUUCCCUAAAUUACUACGUCUUUAA
Messenger RNA from Capsella rubella, 312 nucleotides. RefSeq lists its product as uncharacterized. The transcript has a single exon. NCBI's taxonomy places the organism in Eukaryota, Viridiplantae, Streptophyta, Magnoliopsida, Brassicales, Brassicaceae. The coding region runs from base 1 to 312 and encodes 103 amino acids. The record is from RefSeq and is a predicted model, not a curated record.